UAAAGUGUCUCAUAUUUUCAUAUAUGAUAUAUUGUGUUCAUAUGUAUAGUAAUCUCAACAAUAAGUUAUAAGUAGUAUAAGAUUAGAAAUAAUAUGUUUUCAUAAGUUAUUUGAAUGUAUUUUAAUAUUGAUAUGAAUUGAGGCGAAGUGUAUGAGACGGACAAUGGGUUAGUGUUUGUGAAGAAGAACUCAUCGGCCGAUGGAUUAGUCAUGUUUUUGGGGGAAUUGGAGUCUUUGAAAGCCAUCGAAGCGACCAAAACAGUGAGAGUUCCCAAACCGUAUUGCAUUGUUCCGGAGGUGAAGGCGCCAGGAGGUGCUAUAGUGAUGGAGUACAUCGAGAUGUCUGCCCUCAGACAACACUCCGGAAGACUGGGCGAACUGUUGGCUCGAAUGCAUUCGUGUAAUGCAAUUGCGGGCAAAGAGAAACGCAAGAAGGAGUCGUGGGUCGGCCAGAGUGAGGGCUUGGAGUGCAUCGAGAGAUAUGGGUUUCACGUGAGCACCUGUUGUGGUAUUAUCGCACAAAACAACGAAUGGGAAGACAAUUGGAUUGAGUUCUUCGCCAGAAAUAAACUGAAACAACAAAUAGAUUUGAUUGAGAAGAAUGAGGGAAAUAGGGAACUGAUUGAGAUGUGGUCUGAAUUGCAGAACAAAAUUGACAAAUACUUCACUGAUAUUAAGGACGAUAUCGUGCCGGCGCUCCUUCACGGAGACCUCUGGUCGGGCAAUGCGUCCCAAACGGCGGAGGAGCCGGUCAUCUAUGAUUCGGCCGCCUUUUACGGACACUCGGAGUUUGAUCUAUCCAUUGGUCACAUGUUUGGUGGCUUUAACCGUGCGUUUUAUGAGUGCUAUCACAACACAUUACCAAAGUCUUCGGGAUAUGAUAGGCGUAAUAAUUUGUAUCAAUUGUUUCAUCACUUGAAUCACUGGAACCAUUUCGGGGGUCAAUACAAACGACAAUCACUUCAACUGAUGCGUCGAUGUCUUCAAUCAAUUCAAUCAAAUUAAUUGUUUGAUUAAUUUUGUAUAAAACAAGACGACAUUCACGGGAUACGACAUGAAUGGAGAUUAUCUCUUCUUUCGGCUCAACUUUUGUGAUGAAAUCCCUCGAAGAAGUAACUCAUUUUCGAUCUCCAAAUCCCUUCGUUUCCAAGGCUUCCAUAUGUAGUGAAACGUAACGAUCCAGACGAGUGUUAUUCCUAUCC
Messenger RNA from Oppiella nova, 1202 nucleotides. Lineage: Eukaryota; Metazoa; Arthropoda; Arachnida; Sarcoptiformes; Oppiidae. The record is from the annotation of a GenBank genome assembly.